AUGCUGACGUCCAAGGCAAACGCUUCGCCCGCGGCCUCGACCGACGAGGAGAUGGUCACCCAGACUCCGUUGGAUGAGAAGGUCGCGGCCGAUGCGACGGCGCGACCUUCGGACGACUACGAGAAGCCCCGCGACUUCCCCUUGUCGUGGAAGUUGGUCGCCCUCGUUAGCGGUAUCAUGCUCUCUUGGGGAUCCUCCUUUUCGGAGAAUACCCUCGGACCGUUGAAGUCGACAUUCAAGAAGGAGUUGAAGAUUACGAAUUCCCAGUAUGGUGCCAUCUCAUCAGCCACCUCGUUGGUCAACACAGUGCUCCCCAUCAUCGGUGGCUACGCUCUCGACUAUUACGGAGUCGAAUGGUACGUGCUCCCCCUUGCCUCUCCGUCAGAUGGAAGCCUUCCAGCCGGCCAUGAUUGGCGACCUGCGUCGAUCUUUCCCCCGAAAACUGACACGCCUCCGUCCUUCAGGGGCUCGCUCGCCUGCUCGAUAGUCAUCUUCCUCGGCUCCGUCAUCUCGGCGUCCGGCUCGAACAGCGACGAGUUCGGGCUCAUCGUCGGCGGUCGCAUCCUCAUGGGUUUCGGCAGCACCCUCAUCGAGACCUGCACAUCCAAGAUCCUAGCCCAUUGGUUUCAGCAUAGGGGACUUGGCUUGGUGUAUGGGCUUGACGUUGCCGUCGGAAAACUCAUCGUCCUAGCGGCCAAGUCGUCGGCCGUGCCCAUGAGGGACGUCUCCUCCUUCUGGGGCUGGGCUCUCUGGAUCCCGGCGAUAACGUGCUUCGCCAACCUGGUCCAGAACGUCCUCUACGUCUGGUGGGCGUGGACGCGCCCCGAGUGGACCCGCAUGCCGACCGGCCUGCAGGCCCAGCGCGACGCCAUCAAGCGUCGGGACGCCCUCGAGGCCGACGCCGACAGCCCCGUGACCGUGUCGAGCGACAGCCGCGUCCGCCGCUUCUCCUUCCUGCCCAGCUGGCGCAACAUCCUGCGCGUCCCGCGCUUCUUCUGGCUCGUCGUGUGCUCGCAGAUCCUCCAGUCCGGCACCGUCGGCAGCUUCAGCAGCCUGAACGCGGACAUCAUCUCCGAGACCCGCGGCUCGACCGACCAGCUCGCCGGCUACACCUCGUCCAUCCAGAUGGUGAUUCCCGUCGUCGCCACCCCGCUCGUCGGCCUCUUCUUCGACCUCGUCGGCUACCGCAUGAUGUUCGUCAGCAUCACCUCGUCCAUCUGGAUCCUCGUCUACUGCCUCAUCGGCUACUCCCACGUGAACGCUCUGGGGGUCAUGGUCGUCGCCUCGUUCGCCACCACCAUGAACUCCAUCCCCUUCGUCGCCUCCAUCCCGCUCAUGGUACCCCGCCAGGUCGAGCUGGGCCUCGUCUUCGGCAUCUGGAAGGCCUUCAACAACAGCGGCAGCGUCAUCAUGGACAUGGUCUCCGGCAGGAUCCAGGACAUAACCCCCGGAAAGACGUACGAGCGCGUCGUCGCCUUCUUCGUCGUCGUCAAGGGCCUCGAGUUCUGCCUCGGUCUGUUCUACGGACUCCUCGACAGGAGGUACCUCGGAGGCAUCCUGUCCAUGAGCGAGAAGAAGCGCAUGAUGCUCGAGGAAGAGGGCAAGCUCCAGGAACCCGUCGGACGCAAGCCGCACAGGAUCUUCACCAUUGUCGGCAUAUCGAUUGCUGCGUCCAUGAUCAUCGUCGGAUGGGUUCUCUUCAUCCGAUACACUCUCUAA
Molecule: messenger RNA, 1719 nt
Organism: Geosmithia morbida
Lineage: Eukaryota; Fungi; Ascomycota; Sordariomycetes; Hypocreales; Bionectriaceae
Product: Major Facilitator Superfamily
Exons: 5
Coding region: 1-1719 (572 amino acids)
Biological process (GO): transmembrane transport
Molecular function (GO): transmembrane transporter activity
Source: RefSeq, a predicted model, not a curated record